UAGAACGGCACAUAAACUUAAGAAAAUGGCUAGCCGGGUGGACACAAAAGUGGUCUUUUCCGCACCAGAAAAGCUGGCAAAAAUAUGUCGAUUGACAGACCCGUACCGUAAGCCAGCUGCCGGGUGCUCUACGAAUCAUCGGAAAGCGCCAGUGGGAUGCGCAGAAAGUGUUGUAUAUGAGCUUCCGCUGUCCUGUGGGAAGAAAUACAUCGGACAGACAGGGAGAUGUCUUAAUGACCGAUUACGGGAGCAUUGCCAAACUGUGAAAAAUAAGCAAAUCGGUCAUCUGUCAACCCACUGUCAAGAAUGCGGCUGUGCGCCGGUCUAUGAAUCCUGUCGGGUUCUUGCAAAGCACAAAGAUAAAGACGUGCGAGAGAUCAUUGAAGCGCAGGCUAUCUGGCGGAAUAGAGACACGUGUGUUAGUGCCCCUUCAAUCGACCUGUUAGAUAAGGAGACGGCUUUUUUGGAUGGAUAAGAUUUGGAUGAGGUGGCGCCACUGUGCAUGGUUUAUAUAGGUGUACUUCCUAAAAAUCAAGUUGUUGAAGUUAGCGCAUUGUGUUGUCGUCUCCCUUCCGUCCUUGUUUGCUGGCGCUAAAUAUGCUUUCAAUUUACCAACACGCCCAACAAAUGGCAAUGCUACGAUUCAAGUUGGCUUUAAAGAGGUCCAUUGAAGACCAGCACAGACUGAAUGGCACAUAUCCAGCGCUCGAAGUAAAAGAGUUUCUUCGAACAGCGGCACCCACCCAUGUCCCGCACCUACACUGACCCAUGUCGGCGUGAAAGAGGUUCGUUGAAGAGAGACACAUAUGUACACAUUGUCACAUACUCAGAGGCCCAAGUAGGUCCCACGGUUGGUUUCGAAGCAUCUUCCCUCUGCACAGCAGCCCGAUGCGCUACCCAUUUGACCAUGGACUAUCCAAUGACCCAGGUAGGUGGGAAAACGGUUAGAUACAAACAUUGAUAGAUAGAUAGAUAGAUAGAUAGAUAGAUAGAUAGAUAGAUAGAUAGAUAGAUAGAUAGAUAGAUAGAUAGAUAGAUAGAUAGAUAGAUAGAUAGAUAGAUAGAUAGCCCCGGAAAAUGCGCGAAGAACCCUAAGAAUUCUAACGCUUAAAAAAAGAAAAACGAGCACCUGCUUCACCUGCUUCACCUUAACGCUAAAAACGUUUUGUCUUGAAAUGUAUUUAAUACUCGGAAUUUGUUCGCAGUGAUCUUCGCAAACGCCUUCGUACCGAACAAUGCACUGGAAUACAGCGUUUCCAACCUGGGAGGCUUCGAACAAUGCUUACGAACGGUUGCGCCUACGCAUGACAGGUCAACCACACUGAGAGGACAGUACUGCACUAUGACUUUCCGACUUACCAAAGCUUUUGCGAAAAGUUUGGUGAAAAAAUUCAAAGCCACCGGCGACCUUCAGGGUCGCUUCGAUUUGUAUGCGUUGCCGGACAAGAUCAGAGGAAGAGAUUACGCUUUCCUGUUGGGAAUUUGUGGUCCUUCGACAUGCAGUCAGGGGGAGCUAGGGGAGCUCAUCCAUGCAGUUUCUUCGACGUACGGAUGUAACACCACAGUUAAAGGCUGCCGUAUUCGAACGACUACAAUAGUUAGCACCUUCCAAGCGGUGAGCAUGAGCGUAUUGGGCUUUAUAGUUCUGCUCGUCGUUGCCGGAACAUCCGCUGACUUUCUCGUCCACAGAACACGGGGUUCCGACGAAGCGAACAAGUAUGGCCUGCCCAUGGAAAUGUUGCUUGCGUUUUCUGCGAGAAAAAAUGCCAAGCGCCUCAUGUCAGCCCACUGCAGAGCGGCAAACAAGCCACUACAAUUCAUCAAUGGGAUGAAGACUCUGAUGUGCCUCUGGGUUAUCCUCGGACACACGUACAUCAUCAUGCAGACAGAAUAUUACCAUUCUCUCAGACGCUACUUGGAGAUAAUGGACCAACUGCAUUUUCAAAUUGUGCUCGGCACUACUUUGAGUGUGUCCACCUUCUUUUUCAUGAGCGGGUUUCUGCUCACGUUUGUGAUGCAAGACAAGCGGUCGAUAGCAAGCCGGCAAAAUCCCUUCAUGGUCUAUGUGAUGGCAAUCUUCCGCAGAUACGUGAGGCUCAUAUUUCCGGCCUUGGCUGUUUUGUUGGCAUCCACGCUAAUUCCUCUGAUGCUGGAAGGACCAGCAGACGACGGAAUGCUUAUGGACCAAAUAAAAGUCUGCGAUAAAAGCUGGUGGGCUCUUCCACUACUAGUCAACAACUUCAAGAGAAUAGAGGAGACAUGUCUGAUUCAUCUAUGGUACAUAUCAGUAGACAUGCAGGUCAUCGUAGUCGUGGCCUUACCUUUGACCAUUAUCAUGAUUUACCGACCACGCGUAACUUUCCUCCUCGGAGUCAUCCUGAGCAUCGUAACCUGCAUCCUGACGGGGUAUCUGACGUACAUAUGGGAUCUGGUAUUUUCUCUCACUCCUGGAACUUCAGACAUAGGCAAGGUUCUGGACACAGCCGAAUACAUCCACUUUAAGCCCUUUGCCCAUGUGCCUAGUUACAUGAGCGGAAUGUUCUGCGGCUACCUUACCGUACGCUACAGGAAUGCGAAAAUUUCGAAGCUCACGCAGGGCUGUGCCUGGUUUGCGUCGGUCGUGCUGAGUGCGGUCGUCAUCUACGUGCCCAUGCCGUGGCAUCGAGGCCACAUGCCGACGAGAAUGGUCACUGCGUUGUACGCCGGCCUCAACCGUAUCGUCUGGUCUCUACCUUUCUGGUGGUUACACUACGCCUGCGUCACCGGACGGGGAGGGUCAUUAAAUGCCCUCCUGUCCUCAAGAAUCUUCCAAGUGCUUGGACGACUCGUGUAUGGCACGUAUUUAAUUCAUUUUCCUUUGCUGUUAGUCCGCAUCGGAAUCAUCAAGACGCCCCUUCAAGCCGAGGAAUUUUUCCAGACGCUGGAAUUUAUUGGCAUCACCGUGCUGAGCAUGACGCUCGCUGUGCUCCUGAACAUCACCUGCGAGUCCCCCAUCGACACACUGGACAGAAUGCUUUUUCGCUCUGUCGACAAGCGAAUUAUCAAAGAGCUCAACAACUCGGGGGAGGCCUCGAAGAAGCCGCCCUUGCCGGAGAUCGUCGAGAACAAACACGAGAAGUCUCGUCUGUAAACAUGGACAGUCUUCAAUGACCACAAAUUAAAAAUGACU
Molecule: messenger RNA, 3169 nt
Organism: Dermacentor andersoni
Lineage: Eukaryota; Metazoa; Arthropoda; Arachnida; Ixodida; Ixodidae
Product: nose resistant to fluoxetine protein 6-like
Molecular function (GO): acyltransferase activity, transferring groups other than amino-acyl groups
Source: RefSeq, a predicted model, not a curated record